AUGGAGACCGCCAAGCAAGCCGCCAACUACGUCUCGGAGACCGUCCAGGGUGCUAUCUCUGGUGCCUCCAAGGAGACUAACAAGGAAAUUGCCAAGGACAGCAACGCCAAUGUCGGCACCCGUCUGUCCGCUGCCAAGGACGCCGUCGGUGACAAGCUUGACGAGAGCGGCCACAACGCCAAGGCUGACGCCCACAAGGAGAUCGCCAAGAACUAA
This is a messenger RNA of Beauveria bassiana ARSEF 2860, 216 nucleotides long. RefSeq names its product glucose-repressible protein. The transcript has 2 exons. Bases 1 to 216 code for a protein of 71 amino acids. NCBI's taxonomy places the organism in Eukaryota, Fungi, Ascomycota, Sordariomycetes, Hypocreales, Cordycipitaceae. The record is from RefSeq and is a predicted model, not a curated record.